UUUCACCUGCGCCGUAGCAGAACUACGGCCGACCACGGCCUCCGCCGCGAAGUCGCCCCGCGCAUCCCUCUUGGCCCCUUCCGGCCACCAUUGCUCUCUAUAUCGCCGCGCCCGUGACCCGGAAGAGCAUUCUCCUUAGCAACUGAGGGACCGCGGCGCCGCCGGCCUCCCGGGAGCAACGCUAGUAACAACUGAGCUGCUCAAGGCAGGAGAGAACUCUGAGCUGAGCAGUGGAGGCCCCCCUGGAUCUGGAGAGAAGAGGCAACCUUGGAACCAGGAAUGAGCCAUCCUGACUACAGGCUGAACCUCCGGCCCCUGGGGACCCCCAGAGGUGUGUCCUCUGUGGUUGGCUCACAUGGUAUUGGUGCUUCGCCGAGUGACAAAAAGUCAAAGAACAAGUCCAUACGAGGGAAGAAAAAGAGCAUAUUUGAAACCUACAUGUCCAAGGAGGAUGUUUCAGAAGGCUUGAAGAGAGGAACACUCAUCCAGGGUGUAUUGAGAAUUAAUCCAAAGAAGUUCCAUGAAGCCUUCAUUCCUUCCCCGGAUGGUGAUCGAGACAUUUUUAUUGAUGGGGUUGUUGCUCGUAAUAGAGCCUUGAAUGGGGAUCUUGUGGUCGUGAAGCUGCUUCCAGAGGAACAGUGGAAGGUAAUUAAACCAGACAGCAAUGACAAAGAAACAGAAGGUGCCUAUGAAUCAGAUCUCCCUGAGGAGUUCUGUGGAAGCCAUCUCCCACAACAGUCUCUGAAAGGCUAUAAUGACAGUCCUGAUGUCAUCAUAGAGGCUCAGUUUGAUGACAGCGACUCAGAAGAUGGACAUGGCAACACACAAAAUAUUGUGGUUGAUGGUGUUAAGAAACUCUCAGUUGGUGUUCAUGAAAAAGGAAAAGAGGAUGCUGGUGCACCAGUUACAAAAGAUGAGACCACCUCCAUGGCACAGGACACAAGAGCUUUACCAGAGAAGUCACUGCAAAGAUCGGCAAAGGUGGUUUACAUCGUGGAGAAAAAACAUUCUCGAGCAGCAACUGGCUUCCUCAAACUCUUGGCUGAUAAGAACAGUGAACUGUUUAGGAAAUAUGCAUUGUUUUCUCCCUCGGACCACCGAGUGCCUAGAAUUUAUGUGCCUCUCAAGGACUGUCCCCAGGACUUUGUGACGCGGCCUAAGGAUUAUGCCAACACGCUGUUCAUCUGCCGCAUCAUGGACUGGAAGGAGGACAGCAAUUUUGCCCUGGGGCAGCUGGCUAAGAGUCUUGGGCAGGCUGGUGAAAUCGAGCCUGAAACAGAAGGAAUCCUAACAGAAUAUGGUGUAGAUUUCUCUGAUUUCUCUUCAGAAGUUCUAGAAUGUCUUCCUCAACACCUGCCCUGGACAAUUCCACCCGAGGAAUUCAACAAGAGAAGAGAUUUGAGAAAAGACUGUAUCUUCACCAUUGAUCCAUCAACUGCCCGUGACCUUGAUGAUGCCCUCUCCUGCAAGCCGCUCGCUGAUGGCAACUUCGAAGUGGGAGUUCAUAUUGCCGAUGUGAGUUACUUUGUUCCUGAGGGAUCCGAUUUGGAUAAAGUGGCUGCUGAGAGAGCUACAAGUGUCUACUUGGUUCAGAAGGUUGUCCCCAUGCUUCCCAGGCUGCUGUGUGAGGAGUUGUGCAGCCUCAAUCCCAUGACUGACAAGCUGACCUUCUCCGUGAUCUGGACGCUAACUCCGAAGGGCAAGAUCCUUGAUGAAUGGUUUGGCCGGACCAUCAUCUGCUCCUGCACCAAACUGAGCUACGAGCAUGCACAGAGCAUGAUUGAAAGCCCAACUAAGAAAAUCCCCAAGAAGGAGCUGCCCCCCAUCUCCCCGGAGCACACCAGUGAGGAGGUACACCGAGCUGUCUUGAAUCUCCACGGAAUUGCAAAGGAGCUACGCAAACAGCGGUUUGUGGAUGGUGCCCUGCGUUUGGAUCAGCUAAAGCUUGCUUUCACUCUGGACCACGAGACUGGAUUGCCUCAAGGAUGUCACAUCUAUGAGUACAGAGACAGCAACAAGCUCGUGGAGGAGUUCAUGCUCUUGGCCAACAUGGCAGUGGCCCACAAGAUCCACCGUGCCUUCCCUGAGCGGGCCCUGCUACGCCGGCACCCCCCACCCCAGACCAAAAUGCUCAAUGACCUGGUGGAAUUCUGCGACCAGAUGGGACUGCCCAUGGACUUCAGCUCCGCUGGGGCCCUCAAUAAAAGUCUGACCGAAACAUUUGGAGAUGACAAGUACUCACUGGCCCGGAAGGAGGUGCUCACCAACAUGUGCUCCCGGCCCAUGCAGAUGGCACUGUACUUCUGCUCGGGGACACUGCGGGACCAAGCGCAGUUCCGGCACUACGCCCUCAACGUACCACUCUACACGCACUUCACCUCUCCCAUCCGCCGCUUCGCUGAUGUCCUGGUGCACCGCCUCCUGGCUGCCGUGCUCGGCUACAGGGAGGCACCCGAUGUGGAACCCGAUGCCCUGCAGAAGCAGGCCGACCACUGCAAUGACCGCCGCAUGGCAUCCAAGCGGGUGCAGGAGCUCAGCACCAACCUCUUCUUUGCUGUCCUGGUCAAGGAGAGUGGCCCCCUGGAGUCGGAAGCCAUGGUGCUGGGCGUCCUGAACCAAGCCUUCGACGUGCUGGUGCUGCGCUAUGGGGUGCAGAAGCGUAUCUACUGUAAUGCACUGCCCCUGCGGUCCCAGCACUUCCAGAGGGUGGGCAAGAAGCCGGAACUCACACUUGUCUGGGAGCCUGAGGACAUGGAGCAGGAGCCAGUGCGGCAGGUCGUCACCAUCUUCAGCCUGGUGGAGGUGGUGCUGCGGGCGGAGGACACGGCCCUCAAGUACAGCGCCAUCCUGAAGCGGCCGGGCACCGAGGGCCUCCUGGGCCUGCAGGACAAGGAGGAGGGUGACCACGACCCACAGGAGGACUGAGACCGCCAGCGCAGCCGCACCCCACCCACCUACCCACCAGCCCCACCCACUGGCUUUUAGGAAUAAGACCUUUUGACACCAAAGGGGAUUUUUAAUUUGGUUUUUAACAACUCAGGGUUUUGUUUUCAUUUUUUUCCUUUUAUUUUAUUUUGGCUGCUCAGUUUUUAACAAACUGGAGGGGAGAGGGUGGGGCUGGACGGAAGGCCGAGGCCUGGCCAGUGCUCCUGGGAGGCCAGCCCCACUGCUGCCAGGCCACCACUGCCUUCCCCUGCCCAGGAAACCGAGGGUUUUCAGCAAAUCAGUGUCACGGAAUAAAAUCGAGUG
Molecule: messenger RNA, 3249 nt
Organism: Ceratotherium simum simum (southern white rhinoceros)
Lineage: Eukaryota; Metazoa; Chordata; Mammalia; Perissodactyla; Rhinocerotidae
Gene: DIS3L2
Product: DIS3 like 3'-5' exoribonuclease 2
Biological process (GO): miRNA catabolic process; mRNA catabolic process
Cellular component (GO): P-body
Molecular function (GO): RNA binding; 3'-5'-RNA exonuclease activity
Source: RefSeq, a predicted model, not a curated record